This is a messenger RNA of Galendromus occidentalis (western predatory mite), 327 nucleotides long. RefSeq lists its product as uncharacterized. Bases 1 to 327 code for a protein of 108 amino acids. Lineage: Eukaryota; Metazoa; Arthropoda; Arachnida; Mesostigmata; Phytoseiidae. The transcript has a single exon. Gene Ontology annotation, molecular function: nucleic acid binding. The record is from RefSeq and is a predicted model, not a curated record. Gene Ontology annotation, biological process: DNA integration.
AUGGGCAAAGAUAUCGAAGGGUUGGUGAAGAGUUGCAGGCACUGCAUCCAACACGCCGCAAAUCCGCGCAAGAUACCGCUGCAGCCCUGGCCCGAUCCAAAAAGUCCGUGGACUCGAAUUCAUUUGGAUUACGCCGAACCUCAGAGAGGAAAAAUUUUCCUGGUCAUCGUUGACAGCUUCUCCAAAUAUCUCGAUGCGGCGUGGAUGACUCAGGCCACUAGUCAGACUCUGAUUGCCUACAUGAGAGUCGUGUUCCGACAUUUCGGCCCACCACAAACGAUUGUUGUUUCGGACAACGGCUCGCAAUUCGUUUCAGCCAAUACGUGA